This is a messenger RNA of Nilaparvata lugens (brown planthopper), 843 nucleotides long. RefSeq lists its product as uncharacterized. The record is from RefSeq and is a predicted model, not a curated record. NCBI's taxonomy places the organism in Eukaryota, Metazoa, Arthropoda, Insecta, Hemiptera, Delphacidae. The coding region runs from base 109 to 543 and encodes 144 amino acids. The transcript is spliced from 3 exons.
AAAGAGCGAGGUGACGUAAACAAUGAAGGAGUGCCGUUGUUGACUGUUGUUGCUGACGGAAGCUGGGCCAAGAGAUCAUACAGGAGGAACUAUAACUCCCUAUCUGGAAUGGCAGCGAUAGUUGGAUACCACACAAGACAGGUUCUGUACUUUGGCGUGAAAAAUAAAUAUUGUGUAACCUGUACACGCAAGCCUGGAGACACUCAUCACACGUGCUUCAAGAACUGGAAUGGUAGCUCAUCUAGCAUGGAAGCUGCUACCAUCGUAGAAGGCUUCUUGGCAAGUGAAGAAAUGUACAAUGUGCAAUAUGCAAGAAUGAUUGCUGAUGGAGACAGCAGUGUCUACAAUAGCAUUGUUGAAGCUAGACCUUACCAAAAUCUGACGGUAAAGAAAAUUGAGUGCCGCAACCACAUGCUGCGCAACUAUUGUAACAAGUUGAAGGAUGUUGUUACCACCAGUUUGCAUAAGGAUCUGUCCAAAGAGGAUAGAGGACUACAUUUGAAAAUGUGUAGGGUACUAGGAGGUAAGUUUGUUGAGCAUUGAUAGUUUCUAAUAAACCCCCCUUUUUAUAGAACAUUUUGAAUGUUCAAAUAUGUUAAAUAAUCAAGGUAUUUUUAUUUAUUUUAGAUUUUCCAAUCAAGAAUUCUUAUGAAAUAGACAUCAACAACUAUUUUUAUAAAAAUAUGACUAAGAUAAGUAAAUUGAUAAACUUAUUUUUGGCAGGUCGCAUUAUGAGGCUGCGGACAGCAGUCACAAAAGCUAUCCAACAUAGAAAAGUUGAAGAAGGAGAAAUAAAUGAAAAGGCUGAAAAACUAAGGCUAGACAUAGUGAACGGACCCAGUC